AUUUAGUCCUCCAAGAAAAUCUCGCUUCAAUAUGUAUGUUUGUCGUGUAAACAUGAUGUACUUUGUUUUACGCACCAAAAAUUUCAUCCCAAUAAGUUUCAGACAGCAAUUGUUGUCAAAAUCAUGUUUUAAAAGGUCGUUGAGUAACAAUUUGCAUUAUGGUCAUGGUGAACAUGUUAAUGAUGUGAUCAGCUUUCAUCCUGUCGUCACAGAGGCCAUAAACUCGAUAGAAAAUGGAUUGACCAAGAAGAAUCCAUACGAAAGUCGUGAAGAUCUUCGAAGAGCUCAAAGAAUUGUGGUUAAACUUGGGAGUGCUGUUUUAACCAGAGAAGACCAGUCUGGCUUAGCUCUUGGACGGUUAGCCUCCAUUGUUGAACAAGUCUGUGAGCUUCGUGAUACAGGUAAAGAUGUUAUUAUAGUAACAAGCGGGUCAGUUGCCUUGGGUAAGCAAAAAAUAUCUACAGAAUUGAGAAUGUCUCGAUCAAUGCGACAAACACUUCGACAGAUGACUACUCAAUUAAGUAAUGAAGAUCAAACUUUACAAGUUCGUGCUGCUGCUGCUAUUGGACAGAGCAAUUUGAUGGCUUUGUAUGACACCAUGUUUACCCAGUAUGGCGUUAAAAUUGCUCAAGUAUUGGCUACCAAAAGUGACUUUCACAAUCCAGUAAGCCGUAUCAAUUUAGAUUAUACAAUAGACGACUUACUACAUCUUAACAUUGUACCAAUUGUUAACACAAAUGAUGUUAUUGUUUCACCAAUGCUGCCUGAUCAUCCAGAAAUUAUCCAAGAAUCCGAAACCACACAUAGAGAGCAACAGAUUUCGAUAAAUGACAAUGACAGUCUUGCUGCAUUACUUUCUGUUGAAAUUGGAGCUGAUCUACUCAUCCUUCUAUCUGAUGUUGAUGGAGUUUACACUGGUCCUCCAGGUCAAGAAGGGUCUAAAUUGAUCAACGUCUAUUCAACUCGAAGUGACAGCUCCAUUAAGUUUGGCAUCAAUAACAAAGUUGGAACUGGCGGGAUGAAAUCUAAAGUAGAUGCUGCUUCUUGGGCCUUGGAAAGAGGAGUUACUACCGUUAUUUGUAAUGGACACGAACCUGAUGCAAUUAAACGAAUUAUUGAUGGAUUUGCAAUAGGAACCUUUUUUACCAAUCAUCAAACGAAGACUUCAUCAGCUGAAGCAUUAGCUGCUAAAGCUCGAAUCGGUGGAUCUAAAUUGCAAUUUUUAAAGCCUGAAGAGCGAUCAGAUAUCUUAAGUACACUUGCUGAUCUUUUGGUUGAAAACGAGUCAAAGAUUUUGAAGGAGAACCAGAAGGACCUAAGAAAAGGCGAGCAAACAGGUCUAUCUAAGGUUUUAAUGUCCAGACUGAAAUUGGAUGAUAAAAAACUAAAGAGUUUAGCAGAUGGCUUGAAAUUUAUAGCUGAAAAUUCAAAAGGCAUGUUGAAUCGCGUCAUUAAGGAAACAGUUCUGGCUGAUGAGUUGAUACUCAAACAAAUUACAGUACCAAUAGGAAAUAUUUUGGUUAUAUUUGAAUCAAGGCCUGAUUGUCUCCCACAAAUCGCUGGUCUUUGUAUUGCCACUGGAAAUGGCCUGAUUUUAAAAGGAGGUAAAGAAGCUAGCCAUUCUAACCAAUAUCUUUGGGAACUUGUCCAACAAGCUCUUUCAAAGUAUGGUGUUGAAGAUGCUGUUGCAUUGGUUAAUUCCAGACAAGAAAUUAGUGAAUUAAUAACUUAUGAGGAUCAAAUUGACUUGAUUGUACCUCGUGGCUCUUACGAAUUGGUUCGUGAUAUCAGAGAAAAGGCUGGUAAAAUUCCGGUUCUAGGUCAUUCUGAAGGAAUAUGCCAUGUUUAUGUUGACAAAGAUGCUGAUUUAAAGAAAACCGUUGAUAUUGUAAUCAACUCUAAAUGUAACUAUCCUUCAGCUUGCAAUUCCAUGGAAACACUUCUACUUCACCAGUCUUUGGUCAACAUCGAUUUUUUCUCGCAACUCUGCAAUGAAUUGAAAUCCAAAGGAGUGACAGUUUAUUCUGGUCCAAAGUUAUUCAAUGCUUUAACAUUUUCCCCACCAUUAACAACAUCAUUAAAGAAGGAGUACGGAGGCUUAGAGUGUACGAUAGAACUGGUCGGUAAUGUUGAGGAGGCAAUCAACCACAUUAAUGCCUAUGGAAGUGGCCAUACAGACGUUAUUGUUACAGAAAAUGAUCAAGCCGCUAACUUAUUCCUCCAAAAAGUCGACAGUGCAUGUUGUUUCCAUAAUUGUAGCUCAAGAUUUGCUGAUGGAUAUCGCUUCGGUCUUGGAGCUGAGGUUGGUAUAAGCACAGAAAAAAUCCAUGCUCGAGGACCAGUAGGUAUGGAAGGCCUUUUAUCAACAAAAUGGAUUCUACAUGGAAAUGGACAAGUUGUUCAAUAGUUUUAUAAAACAGAAAUGGAUACUCUAUUGAAAUUGGUUUAAAUCUUGCACUUGUUAAAGCAUCAGCCUUUUUGAUUAUCACAAUGGACUGUUGAUAUUUCUGAGUUACAAGAUCAUCAUCAACAAUCUGUUAAUAGGCCAACGGAAACUUUAUGAAAGUUGAAGAGUGGAAAAUUUCAUUGACUAUUUUUGAUUCAAUAAUUGAUGGUGGUAGCGUUGGUGUUGUGAGGAUGCUUUUGGGAAUAUUAUUGGUUCAAGGUCCACAUUUUGCUGCAAUACAAAUAAACUCUUUGAAAUCGGAUAAUUGACUUCACUUAAUCGGUCGUAGCGCUUUCAGGUUCCAUGGAUUCCCUUUCUUGGAAAAACGGAAAAAGUUUCAAACAAAAAUAAACUGAUUUGGGAAACAUUAAAUAAUUGCGCUCUUAUCUCAACUUGGCUAGUAAAAUGUAGAAUGUGUAUUACGAUCAAAAAAAUUAUGAAAAUUCUGGUCUGAUUUGGCUAGAAAACAUCCAAAAAAUAUUUUGUACUUUUUACCAUUGAA
Tetranychus urticae (two-spotted spider mite) is the source of this 2948-nucleotide messenger RNA. Its product is annotated as putative delta-1-pyrroline-5-carboxylate synthase. Gene Ontology annotation, molecular function: glutamate 5-kinase activity; ATP binding; glutamate-5-semialdehyde dehydrogenase (NADP+) activity. The record is from RefSeq and is a predicted model, not a curated record. Gene Ontology annotation, cellular component: mitochondrion; cytoplasm. Lineage: Eukaryota; Metazoa; Arthropoda; Arachnida; Trombidiformes; Tetranychidae.